Molecule: messenger RNA, 1402 nt
Organism: Sphaerulina musiva SO2202
Lineage: Eukaryota; Fungi; Ascomycota; Dothideomycetes; Mycosphaerellales; Mycosphaerellaceae
Product: zinc-binding alcohol dehydrogenase
Exons: 3
Coding region: 138-1232 (364 amino acids)
Biological process (GO): alcohol metabolic process
Molecular function (GO): alcohol dehydrogenase (NADP+) activity; zinc ion binding
Source: RefSeq, a predicted model, not a curated record
UGAGAAAGAGACGAGAUAUAUAAGAGAUAGGAGAAAGAAAGACAGAAGGGAAGAGAAAGAGAAAGAGACAAGACAACCCACCACUACCGACUACCAAUACCAAUACCAAUACUACUACUACCACCACCACCACCAUCAUGGCAGCAACAACCGACUACAAAUUCGAAGGAUGGAUGGGUCUGGACAAAGACUCCGCCCAAGGCAAAAUGGUCUGGCAAGAGUUCCCCAAAGUCAAGACGUGGGAAGAGACAGACGUCGACAUUCAAAUCUCGCACUGCGGAAUUUGCGGAAGUGACAUUCAUACGCUGCGAUCCGGUUGGGGACCGACUCCUUAUCCAGUCUGCGUCGGCCACGAAAUCGUCGGCAAAGCCGUCCGAGUCGGAUCCAAAGUCGGCAAAGGCAUCAAAGUCGGCGAUCGUGUCGGUGUGGGCGCUCAAGCCCUUUCCUGCUUGAAAGGUGACUGCGAAGAGUGUCAGAAUGGAAUGGAACAGCAUUGUCAACACACGGUGAAUACUUUUGCUUCGCCGUAUCCGGAUGGACAAAUGUCAUAUGGAGGAUAUGCGGAUUACAAUCGCACCAAUUCGCAUUUUGUGUUUAAAAUCCCCGAGGAGAUUCCUUCGGAAGAUGCGGCUCCCAUGUUGUGUGGAGGCAUUACGGUGUAUAGUCCGUUGAAGCAGAAUGGAUGUGGACCGGGGAAGCGUGUCGGAAUCAUCGGCGUCGGCGGCCUAGGCCACUUCGGCGUCCUCUUCGCCAAAGCCCUCGGCGCCUCACGCGUCGUAGGAAUUUCCCGGCACACAGACAAACGCUCCGACGUCCUCUCCAUGGGCGCAGACGAAUACAUCGCGACCUCGGACGAACCCGACUGGAACAAAACUCACGCACGCAGUCUCGAUCUCAUCAUCUGCACCGUCUCCUCCCCUUCGAUGCCACUCAUGAAAUAUCUCCAACUGCUGCGCGUCAAAGGAACAUUUAUCCAAGUGGGCGCUCCCGAGGAUAAAUUGCCGGAUAUGAAUGCUUUUGCGUUUAUUGCUAAAGGCGUGAAAUUUGGGGGAUCGAUGAUUGGUGCUCCGCAUGAAAUUGAGGAAAUGUUGAAACUUGCUGCGGAGAAGGGGAUUAAACCUUGGAUUCAGAGUGUGCCGAUGAAGGAGGCGAAUCGUGCGGUCGUGGAUAUGGAUGCGGGGAAGGCGAGGUAUAGGAUUACGUUGGUGAAUGAGAAGUUUGCGAAGGCUUGAUUUGAUGGAGAGAGAGAGGGAGGGAGAGAGUAGAGUAGAAUGGGAUGGACUAGAUUGUUUAUGAUUGAUUGUCUGUCUGUAGAUGGAUAGGUAUUAGAGUUAUCAUCCGUUCUUUUAUACUUUUAUACAUCAAUCAGAGAAAGAUUCAAUGAAAUGAGAAACAUGGAGAC